Candidula unifasciata is the source of this 1053-nucleotide messenger RNA. The record is from the annotation of a GenBank genome assembly. NCBI's taxonomy places the organism in Eukaryota, Metazoa, Mollusca, Gastropoda, Stylommatophora, Geomitridae.
AUGUCAUCGCUGGACGUUGGAGUAGUGGGUGCAGGCAUUGUGGGCCUGUCCGCAGCCAUUAACAUCCAGAGGCUGAUACGCAGGGUGAAGGUCACUGUUGUGGCAGACAACUUUGGUCGGGACACUGCUACGCCAGUGACCCCGUGCAUCUUUCUGCCGAUACCGUCGUGCAUCAGGGGCGUAGAUUCUACUAAAGCCAGUGAAUGGCUGACCGACAGCUGGACACAUCAUUACCAGAUGGCCAACUCCCCAGAGGGCAAAGAGUCUGGUCAGUCUUUUAUGAGUGGACACUAUCUCUGGUCACAUCUGCCAGAUAGACCAAACAAGAUUAUGCCUACAUUAGUGAAAGAGUACCACUUGCUUGAUGAGCAAGAGAAGGAGGCGCUUCACUUCACGUACAGGCAUGCCUGCAGGAUAACAACCGUUGUGAUCGAUCCGAUUAAAUACAUGCAGUGGUUAAUGAAGGAGUUUCGCCAGAGGGGUGGCCAGGUUGUCAGUGAUACAGCAUAUUCCUUGCAGCAGCUUUAUGGACAGUUUGAUGUUGUGGUCAACUGUGUAGGCACUCGAGGGAGGGAGACAGUUCAAGAUCCCUAUCUAGUGCCGGUCAAAGGUUAUGUUGUCCAGGUUGAGCACGAGUGUCCUAAGAACUUCCUCAUCACUGAUGAUCCUAUUACGGUCAUACCUCAUGCAGAGUCCAGUAUUGUUGAUGUGGGGCAUAUUUUGGAACCAGAUGUGUUCAGCCAGGAGAAGAACAUGGAGCUUGUGGAGCUGUUACUGAACAAAGUCAAAGCAUUGGUGCCAAGUCUAAUGGGCUCAACUGUGAUAGAGAGUUAUGUCAGCCGAAGACCCUACCGAUCACCUCCUCUGAUCAAAAUUGAAAUGGUUCGAUGUGGAGGCCCUGUUUUACCUGUCGUUCACAACAUUGGUCAGGGUCUGGAGACAGUCACCCUGGCUUGGGGUAUGGGAGCAGAAGUUGCCCAUCUGGUACAAGAUGUCCUGCGGCUGGUCAAGCCAUUCCCUCACAUGUGUCGGCCAUUCAACACACUCGCCUGA